This is a messenger RNA of Hypoxylon fragiforme, 5822 nucleotides long. Its product is annotated as vacuolar membrane-associated protein IML1. The transcript has a single exon. Gene Ontology annotation, cellular component: GATOR1 complex. Gene Ontology annotation, biological process: intracellular signal transduction; negative regulation of TORC1 signaling; positive regulation of autophagy. The coding region runs from base 218 to 5740 and encodes 1840 amino acids. Gene Ontology annotation, molecular function: GTPase activator activity. The record is from RefSeq and is a predicted model, not a curated record. Lineage: Eukaryota; Fungi; Ascomycota; Sordariomycetes; Xylariales; Hypoxylaceae.
GCUUUGUAGAUUUGUCUAACCUUACCAUUCUACCAAUUACUGCUUCGAUGCUUCAAUGUUUUCAAUACUUUUAGAUUCCAUCGUCAGAGCUGUUUCCACAUCAAUGUCAGUAACCCAUUCAAAGAAUUCUUUAAAAAUACUCACUGCCCUCACUGCCCUCUCUGUCGUUUCGUAAUCAUGCACAUAGAUAUUCUGGACUUGGGAUAAUAGAGGCACGAUGUCUCGGAAUAACGCUCUUUCACCUGCGGCACCACGCCGGUCCACACAAUGGACCUCGCAUUUGCGACAUUUCAGCAAGUCUAGUACUGACAAGGCUUCCGUCGACGCACCCCUCUCUGUAGAAACUGUAUCUGGCAAUUCAACCCCCAAACGAGUGAACGAACGGAUAUGUACCGUGACCAUUAAUGAGUCCGUUAUUCGUGACGAGGUUCUUCUGAACCUCGAUCUAUUUGGAGGUACUAUCCAGCCUGGAACUUUGAUGUCUAUCACCCCUUUAAAGCCAGACCAAGACCGACCGCAAGGUUCGCAGUAUGGUUCCAUGAGACAGGCCUCCUAUCACCGAGGCUUUACUCCCGCUACUCCUACCGACGAUGGCCUUAAAGCCGACGGUGAUGUUAGUCGAAGAUAUAUGUUCGUCGCGAGGGACAUGUCUAAGGAGUUGAAGGCCAGACACCCGAAUAUCGAGGUAUACGUCUCCAAACAGAUCGCUGUUGCAUUUAACAUGAAAAAGGGAACCCAGGUAGCGCUGGCUUUAGUUGAUCAUCUUUCGCCUGCUAACGAAGCUUCCCACGUUGAGCUAUCCUUUAAGGAUAUGUACAUGUCCCGCGCUGACAUGUGGAGGCUUGCGGUUGCCGAUCUAGCUGACCGGACAGUAUACAAGGGCCAAGUCGUAUACUUCCUGGGCGCAAUCAAGGCAACCGUGAGUACUGUUUUUGUUGACGGCCGCAAGGUCCAAUCUGCUUUCUUCGGCCGCAAUACCCGACCCAUCUUCCGAAGCGAAUCCGCUAGGUAUGUGCUAUUCAUACAAAUGGCGCGCGAGAUGUGGGAUUUCGACUCGGAUGGUUCAGGGGAAAUCAUGUUUUACAAGGUGGUGAACGGAUUCCUGCCCGCCCUGUUUAAGAAAUGGGCUAUGCUGCAAGUAAAGCACUUGGUCAGUAUCGUGCUCUUCGCGAGGGUUGAGUACGACAUCGGAUUGACAACAGAGUUCGCCAAUUCCCCCCUUUAUAAUGACUACUAUACUGGAUACCAGACAUCUGGAGACAAGCGCCCGUUCAAGGACUUUUAUCGUGUCGUUGUAAGUGAGAUGUCUAGCGGGGAGUGGACUAGGAUAUUACAUCAGCUCAAGAUGGAAUACAACGUCUUCCGCCGCGAUAUUAGUCUCCACCAUCGAGAAGCCAUGGGCAACGCUACCGAUUUAUCUGACGAUUCUUCCAUAAAGGGCACAUCAGCCAGUAAGAUAAAAGCACAAUCUUCUUUGGCUAUGCACGGAAAUUUUCUCGAGGCUAUCAACUUGGCUUCCUCUUUGUAUGCGCAUGAUUAUGUAGAUAGAGACCUUCUGCGCACUGGUAUAUCCAUUGUCGUAAUUAGCCCAGGCUCGGGCGUGUUCGAAGUUGAAUACGAAUCCUUACGGCGGACAACAGAAGCUCUCGUUGGAAACGGUAUCGGCAUUGACCUAAUCUGUAUCCCAAAUAUACCGCUUCAUUCCGUCCCCUUAUUCCGGUAUCGAAAUCCUCACUUCCUAGAGGCUAAUCAAAGACUACAGUCUCGGUCAGCUAGGAGCCGUGAGAGCACACCAAAGCAGCCUGCGCCGCUAGCUAGUAGCUAUACUACUCUAGGCGAAUCAGUUUCACCUACGAAGGCAGCUGACUUGUCUGGCCGAGUUGAUCCGGCAAGUUCUGCAUUGUAUACUGAUGAAUGGGCCUUCGCCGUGCCGCAGUGGCUACAUAUUUCCUAUUGGACUGGAAAAUCAGAGGAAUCCUUAUCCUUCCAAGGCAUCACCUUGUCCGCCUCGAGUCAAUCCCCCAACCACUGUCAAGAUGACUUCACAAUUCGAUGCAGGCUUUACGAUCUUCAGAUGAGGAGCGUACUCGAAACUAAUGAGAUUGAGACUACCCCGUUACACGCGGAUCCUACCUAUUCUAGCAUUAUCAGCAAAGUUGAAAAUGAAAGGAAAUUGCGAAGCGGUAGCAAUGGUCUAGUACGACGGCAUCGAAAGGCGUCUGAGACAUUGUCCGAACCAGUAUACGGCUUUCUGAAAUUUAUCCCGGACAAAAUGAUGAAGGUCGGAGAUCCAACGCUGUGGAAACAGUUGCAGAAAUUCGACGAAUCCAGGGCUCGACUGCCAGCGAAUAGACCUUUACCAGCAACACAUUCCUACAGGGAGCUGGAAGAGAGCCCUGGAAAGCAGUUGAUGGAGGAUGCUAGCCUUUUUGGUACUUCGGUGGGAGACAACAGAGCAGCUGGCUCAUCGACAGCAUUAUCGUCUAGCAUCACUUCGUCAAGAAAAGUCGGCUUAGAUGGCUCUACAUCUAGAGCUGUUUCUCGGCGCAACUCUACCACCAAGAAUUCCCAGUCUAAGCCACUGCCAGUGAAAUUGCCUAAGUUCACAAGACAAAUCAGCUUGGGCCAGCGCGGGUUCGGUAUCGCAGCCCCCGCAGUGGCGACAGCCGAGCUUAGGACCGAAAACGUUACUCGGGCUGAGACAACCGGCCCGGGAUCUCACGCUCCUUCAACCCCCAGAACGACGCCGAUGACACCUGUUAAAGCUGCAGCUCGUCCAACGUCCUCAAAAGCCGCGAGUACUGGAAAUAUCGUACAAGUAUCGGAACAAUCUGAUACAGUGACUGAUCUCGUUCGAGCAACGCCAAGUCGUCCUAUCCAGAUCAACCAUCCUGUACAUAUUCUAGAUCCAGGUAGCACAUUGAGAUCCGGUCAGAUACCAGCUACGCCUAUCGCUAGGAGUGCACGUCCUGAUGACCGAGAUCUUAAAUACUCGAACGCUCUACGAGAAGAGGACCAGAAACGACUAUAUAACUCAAAGCUGAGGGCCGGGGGCGUGCCAGAACUACCGUCCAAGCUGUCGCCAACUACUGCUAUGGCGCCAUGGCUGGUGGUUCUCAACCCGUCCAACCCAAAUGUUAACAAGGUCGACGAUUCGAUCCUCUUCAGCCGGUGGCAGCAUGUCUUUCCACGCCCAUCUGAGAUGAGAGUCAUGAAGUGGAAAUCUCUGUCCUAUCCUGCAGCGGUUCCGUUGACCACGGAGUACUUCCCCACCCAAGCUCAGUUCAAUGCCGAGUAUCAACGCCAGCCAUACAAUAUAUCCCAAGAGAUAGACGAUGAAUACACAGAACAGCCCAAGUCACGCGCGGAAUUCUUGAGAGAGCUAGUCAGUGCUCGUUUCUCACAUGGGUUUCAGGUCGUGAUCGGCCCAUCCGUGGCUAAAGCAUUCGAUCAGAAGGCAGUGAGAAUUGCAGACGUCUUCUCCAUAGACAAGACCGUAGGUGAUGGCACAAGCAUUUUCAUGAGUAUUGGCAACACGAUUCACCAGCUAUCGUGUGUUAACGGCACCGAAGUUGAAGUGAACAUUUACGUGCGGAAGCCAACUGAGCCCCUUGCAGAGAUGCAUCAAUCAUCACUAUACAAGCCGGCAAUCCGUACCUUGCUUGACGAGACAUAUCACACUAUCGAUGUGGACAUUAUGACUCCCAAACCCGAACGUAAUUGGAACUAUAUAGACUCUUACCUUGCUGGACACACAGAUGAAAUGACCGAAAACCUAAGAUUUUGGCGGGCUCGCUUCGUGCUCAUACCAAUGCACGCCCGAACGUCUUCAGUACCACCAGUACGAAACGAGGAUGACGAAGAGGAGGUUCGUCUCGAGGGCAUCAAACGACUUGCCCAACUAUGGCAACGGCAUAGGUUUUUAUCACCAUCCGAACGCCAGUUCCAGAGCGCUGGCGCGAGUAAGCGAGACCCUAAUCCCCUCGACAUCAUCUAUAAAACCGAAGACUCGUCCGUAGUAAUUGCCGCAGAGAUGGAGACCCUUCCCCUAUUCGAGAAUUAUGAGAAUACGAAUCGGAAAGGCCUGGUGUCGGAUAGAGAGCGGUUUUCAAAAUCCAAUUUCAAUGUCGCUGCCCUAGCUGAAGCCAUUCAACAACCUGUUGAGCUAGGAGGAAUAAGAAUGCAGACAAGACGGUGGCAUUUUCGAAUCCAUUACCAUUGUUUUAUCGGAUCAGACAUGACAACCUGGUUGUUAGACAACUUCGAAGACCUUGAUAGCCGUGAAGAAGCAGUUGAGCUAGGAAAUUCACUCAUGGUCACUGAAGAAGAUAGAUCGAGAGAUAAGGAUAAGGAGCCUAGCAAGGACGCGAAGAAAGAUCGUGACCGCGGAAUCUUCAUACAUGUUGAGCGGAGACAUCCCUUUCGCGAUGGCCAGUUCUUCUACCAGAUCGUAAGCGAGUUUGCCAAGCCUCACCCCCUCGGCUGGUUCAACGCGAGGAGAAAAGACAUGUCCGUGCCUUCGACGCCACUAGCAGAGAACCCGCCGAAGGACUCGCCUCGGCCGAACUAUGCUGCUAUGCAGAAGCCAUUGUCAAUCUACGAGGAAAAUUCUCCGAUAUCAGGUAGUACCACACCAACUGGGAAGAGGCCCAAGGUCGUUCUCAGCAAGAUGAUGAAGUACGAUGUCGACCACCGCAAAAAGUCCUACCGCCCCGAAAGGAUCAAUUUGCAUUACGACCGGCUCCACAAUCCUGAUAACUGCUACCAUAUUCGCAUCGACUGGAUGAACGUGACGGCGAAACUCAUUGAAGAUGCACUCAAGGCCUGGGCAGCCAUAGCGGCGCAGCAUGGCCUUCGUCUCGUUGAAGUGCCUAUUGCAGAGGCUUGUCGUAUCACGGAUGUUAAUCCAUUUCGGAGACCUUAUCGCAUCAAGCUUGCCCUGCCACCCCCUAGCCAACGACCUGCGACAUAUUAUGAUCCAAAUUCUUUUGGCCCGCAGACGUACCCAGGGAAGUACUAUUACCAAAAGGCUCUACUGAAAAAGUUCGACUACGUCCUUGAUGUUGAGGCUGCCUCCAACUUUCCUAGCAACGUCGACGUCAACUACUCAUGGGGCAAGCCGGAUUUCCAAUAUUCCCAAUAUAUACAUCGUUCAGGGUUGGUUAUGGCACAAAUAACCGAUGAUGGCGAUUUCCUACUUGUAGCCAACAGGUUGUAUAGUAAUCGCACAGGCAUAUACCAGCCCGCACAAGCACGUGCCGAGGCAGCACCCAACGAACGCGUCUCACGACUCAUCAAUGCCAGUGGGCAUGCAGGUUACGGACCCCUUGAACCGACGCCAAUCUCAUCGCCCAUGUUCAGGCCCGUUCUUUUCGCAUCUGCUGCCUCACGAGCACCGGUUGAACCAUCGCCUAACAGUGGCUCCAAAACAUGUAUACCAAUAGCCAACUCCCCUCUUGGCGAGCCUGAAGCGCUUAAAGAAACCCUAGAAACGUUCUGUAGCGAUGCCAAGGCUCUCGAAGCAUUCUACAAGAUAACGUUAGAAAGGGGCAUAACGGGCACGCCUAUGGGUGGAGCAACGUCAUUGGGGCCUGAUGCAGUUCCUGAUGCUAGUAUUCCAACACUUGUCCUGGGGGGUACCAACAUUAGUGCAGAAUUAGGUUCUAGUGUUGGUCCUAGAGCGCCGGCACCCAACCUGGCGGGUUCGUUACUGUUCCGGCGUGGUAGUGUUCAGCAUUAGGCAUUUCCAGCCUAACAUACCUAGACACGAUCUUGGAAGCUGACAUGCUACCCUCCAAGGACUAUGACGGAAAAAGCAUGGU